Molecule: messenger RNA, 712 nt
Organism: Juglans microcarpa x Juglans regia
Lineage: Eukaryota; Viridiplantae; Streptophyta; Magnoliopsida; Fagales; Juglandaceae
Exons: 1
Coding region: 139-612 (157 amino acids)
Source: RefSeq, a predicted model, not a curated record
AAUAAAAAAAUAAAAAUUUAUUUUAAAAAAUAAAAAGUAAAAAAUUAUAAUUUGGUGUGGAGAGCGACGAGUAGCAAACUCGCAUCCGUAACUUGUAAAAAACCUUGACCGAAGGAUGAAACUACCUCGGUUUUGAAUAUGUUCUGUAUUCCUCUUCAUUUGAAUCCCGUUCAUUACCCUCUCUCGCGAGAUUCAGCCGAUACCUUAGCUAGAGCCUCCGUUGCCGUUUGUCACAGAUCUCGAGCCCCUGUCGGCUUGCCCAUGAGCCGUGGAGCCUCUCUAAUCCUAGGAGAAGGCUUGACCAACACAGUUGCCGUCUUCAACCUUCGGCUCCGAGAUCCAUCGCGAUUCUUCUGCGCCACAUCCAUGGCCGACGAGGCAAAAAUCGAGCAUCAAUUAAAACCGGAGAUCAUCGGGAAUGAGAAGGAAUUAAAAGAAGAAUCGAAGACGAAGGAGGAAUUGACGUUGCCGCCGCCGCCAGAGAAGCCGCUGCCCGGGGAUUGCUGUGGCAGUGGAUGCGUGCGUUGCGUGUGGGACAUAUACUAUGAGGAGCUCGAGGCUUAUGACAAGCUUUGCAAAAGCAAUUCUGAGUCUAAAUCCACGCCCUCCUGAUGUUAUCCUGUAUAUUCGAUUCAAUUUGGUCCUGUGUUUCAGUAUUCAUGCUUUUGUUUGAUCAUGUUGUCGGCAUCUGAUUAUGGUUCAUUGGUGAAAA